This is a messenger RNA of Falco peregrinus (peregrine falcon), 2780 nucleotides long. RefSeq names its product tudor domain containing 3 (gene TDRD3). Gene Ontology annotation, molecular function: protein binding. Lineage: Eukaryota; Metazoa; Chordata; Aves; Falconiformes; Falconidae. The coding region runs from base 177 to 2516 and encodes 779 amino acids. The transcript is spliced from 16 exons. The record is from RefSeq and is a predicted model, not a curated record. Gene Ontology annotation, cellular component: nucleus.
CCCGCCGGAGCUGGCCGGGCUGAGCGCCCGGAGAGGGCCGAGGGCCGGGGGAACGAGCAGGCCCCGAGUUCCCCCUCCGAGCACUGGGGCUCCUUGCAGCGCCCGACGGCCCCACGCCUGCCCAGCCCCGCCUCGGCGGCCCCGAGGUCUGUGGGUGAGCGGCAGCAGGAGGCGCCAUGGCCGACAGGACGAGAGCGGCGCUGUCCGAGUCGGGCUGGUAUCUUUCAGAUGAAGGAAUUGAAGCUUGCAUAAGUUCCUCUGAAAAAGUUAAUACGAAUGACAUUGUCCUAGUUGCCCUUAAUACAGAUUUAAGAACGAUUGGCAAGAAGUUCCUCCCCAGUGACAUCAAUGGCGGAAAGGUGGAAAAGCACCUGACUGCUGAAGAAGUUUCAGAUUGGCUGACUCUGAUUAAAUGUCUGGAAGGGCCAUGUGUUCUGCAAAUACAGAAAAUACGCAAUGUUGCUGCACCAAAGGAUAAUGAAGAAUCUCAGGCUGCUCCCAGAAUGUUACGUUUACAGAUGACUGACGGACACACAAGCUGCACAGCUAUAGAAUACAGUAGCAUGUCAAAAAUAAGCCUGAACACUCCACCUGGAACAAAAGUUAAGCUUUCAGGAAUAGUUGAAGUGAGAAAUGGAUUCUUGCUGUUGGAUGACAGUAACACAGCAGUUCUUGGAGGUGAAGUGGAGCAUCUGAUAGAAAAGUGGGAAUUACAAAGGAGCUUAGCAAAACACAAUAGGAGUAACAUUGGGACAGAAGGUGGCCCUCCCCCUUUUGUACCUUUUGGACAGAAAUGCGCAUCUCAUGUGCAAGUGGACAGUAGAGAGCUUGAUCGCAGAAAGACUCUGCAAAUGACAAAUACUGUAAAAACUGUUGUGGACAAUGAUGAAUUUGAAAAGCAGAGAACAGCUGCUAUUGCAGAAGUAGCAAAGAGCAAGGAGACUAAGACAUUUGGAGGAGGUGGUGGUAGUAGCAGAAGUAAUCUCAGUGUGAGUGCUGGAGGGAAUCGAAACAGGGAACUGUUCCAGAAAGAGAAGAUAACAAAACCUGAGGGAAAGAAUGAAGGUGUCUACCGAGAACUGGUUGAUGAAAAGGCUCUAAAACACAUAACAGAGAUGGGUUUCAGCAAAGAAGCAGCAAGACAGGCACUUAUGGAUAACAGUAACAGCCUAGAGGCAGCAUUAAAUUUUCUCCUGAACAGCAGUAAACAAAAACCCAUUCAGGGACCACCACCUCGAGGUAAAGGAAAGGGCCGAGGCCGAAUAAGACCUGAAGAUGAAGAGGAGCUAGGAAAUGCCAGACCAUCUGCACCAAGCACACUGUUUGAUUUCUUGGAAUCCAAAAUGGGUACUCUAACAGUAGAGGAACCAAAAUUGCUAUUUCAGCAACCACAUCAAGUACAGCACAAAGUUAUGAAUGCAGAACAGAAUGGCAUCAAAGAGAAUCAUUCAAGACACAUGUCUCGCAAUGACAUGAGACAGCCAAGGAAUGAGAAACCCCCUCGUUUUCAAAGGGAUAUUCAAAAUUCAAGGCAGGCUUUUGAAAGUGUUGGGUUACCAAGAAACAGAGGUCCUGAAAGGCACAGUUCUUUAGAACAUUGGACAGAUGAAAAAAAUAAAAGUGACAGACAUUAUUCUAGAAAUGAUAGGCCGAAGGAUUUGGGUUAUCCCAUAGCCACUCACCAGAGCGAUAUUACUUUCAAAAAAAGGGAUAACAAUAUGCAAAACAGAGUAGGAAAAGGGGUGUCUUUCACAGAAUUCAAGGAGAACUCUGCUGCUCAAGAUAACACAGACAACAAUAACCAGAAACGUGGGAAAAGGGAAAACCAAAUACACAAUUCUGAAAAUUUUUGUGGUAGGAAGGCACGAACAAUUAGUAGUGAGUCCUUUAUGGUAAAAAGUGAGCAGCAUUUUGGUGUUAAUAAUGAUUACCAAAAUCCUGGUAGAACUGAUAAUUUUAAUGCUGUACCAAAUGGAGAUACUGAGCAUCAUCAGAAAGGAAGACGAGUAGGACCUAUCAAAUCAUCAGGACCCGCUACGAUCCCAUCUUUUGAUGAUAAAAUGUUGUGUUACAACACUGGUCCCAAGAGGAGAUCUGGGCCCAUCAAACCAGAGAAAAUACUAGAAUCAUCAAUUCAUAUGGAAUAUGGAAAAAGCUGGAGACCAGGGGAUGAAUGUUUUGCCCUUUAUUGGGAAGACAAUAAGUUUUAUCGGGCAGAAAUUGAAGCUCUUCAUUCUUCUGGGACAACUGCAGUUGUUAAAUUCAGUGAUUAUGGAAAUUACGAAGAGGUACUUCUCAGCAACAUCAGGCCUGUUCAUGCAGACACGUGGCCUUCUUUUAAGAGGCAGUAUUUGGAGACAAGCAUUGUGGAAAGCACUUACCCUGAUAAACUACUAGAGGAGGAGGAAGAAACAUAUGAGCAAACUCUAGAAUUCCGCAGAGGAGGUGAUGGUCAGCCAAGACGGUCCACACGACCUACUCAACAAUUUUAUCAACCCCCAAGAGCUAGAAACUAAUAAAUAAGAAAUAAAAGAAACCACCUCACAGUGGGGAGAGAUUCACUGGCAGCUCCAACUUGCUGAAGACUCUAGAAGAAUUGCUGUCUUUUUCCAAGUAAACAGGGGUGGAUCAAAGAAAGCUCAUGUGAGCAGAAGGAAUUUGGACCUGACAUCACAAGAGACUUUUUUAAAAGUUGUUAGUUAUGUGAAGCUGAAUACUUUUUACAUGUGAGAGGCAAAUUGUCAUUGCUGCCAUCAAUAAAACCACAGUGCACUAUUCUA